GAUCGAGAGAGAGAUGCGAUUGAGGAGAAUCCCGUGACAAAAGGUCUCGCCAGACAUUUAGGUGUAUUAUUAUGGCAGAAUGGACGAACGUAAAUUGCUACCGUUGCUGAUACUCUUUCUGGCAGGAUGGCAGAAAGCAGUGGCUGUGGUACCAAUGCGGUACAUUGCUGUGGAUGUGGGUAAAGAUCUGAAACUGGCCUGUGUCGAGGAGAGUGAUCUUUUACAUUCCGAGGAAUCCAAUGUGAUGUGGAUAAGAGAGGGACGGGAGGAUGGACAGGUAGAACGGCUGAAAAUUGAACCCAACGGUGUGCUAGAAUUGUUAAAUGUCAGCGUGGAUGACGCUGGGAAUUACUCAUGCACCUUGGAUGAUGCUGUGAAAGCUAAGAUCAAUGUAGAAGUCAAAACACCUCCCCCAGCCCUGCACAAUGUAUGGGUCAAGCCAUCCACGAUAUUGGCCAACAUUCUCUGGGAAGUGGCUGGUACUGGCGGAUAUCCUAUCAUAGACUUCACUGCCGAAUAUCGUUUGAAACCAGUCACGGGCGAAGAACCGGAAGAAUGGAAGCCCAUUAUUCCAACACACAUUCCUCCAAAUUCUAGACAAAUAGAUGUGUAUCAUUUGGUGCCAAACACUACAUACUCGUUUCGAGUGUGGGCAACCAAUCAGUUGGGAAAAGGAGAGGUCGUGGAAGUCGAGGGUCAUACGCAUUACAGUGUAGAAGAAUUGGAACUCGCCCGACACCUCUUAGCCGGCGUAGAGAAUUUCGAUACACGCGUCUGGGUGGCAGCCGUAGGUAUUGUGAUGGGCACACUUAUGAUUCUUGGUUUAGGUACUUGUUACCUACUGUAUCGCGAGUGCAAGGCACCCUCGCAGCUGGAGGAGCAGGAGGUGAUUGAGCUCGUCCCCAACAUCAUUCUGAAUCCGGGAUUUUUCGACGAGCGCACCGAGCACGUACCACAAGAUGAGAAUUUCAACAAUCAGACGACUACACGCCUCAAUAACAACAGCGUUGUGCAACCUAGACGGCUUUAGCGUUUUUUGUUUAGCUUAGACUUGCUCCGCUCCGAAGUGAAUAAAUUGGACGCAGUUUUCUACGUCAUCUCGAAUGUAAGUAACCGAAUUUAAUCGGAAAGGCCUCGAGUUUGUCUACAAAGAAAGAAUGAAAAACGAUGAUCGACGAAAUUGAUAGACUAAAAAACGCAAGACUAUUAGCAAUCAUGGCGAAAGGAGAAUACGUUUCGGGGAAAUUUCGGAACACUUCAGCAGUCCAUCAAUAGCUUCAAGUG
This is a messenger RNA of Cyphomyrmex costatus, 1284 nucleotides long. Its product is annotated as protein sidekick. NCBI's taxonomy places the organism in Eukaryota, Metazoa, Arthropoda, Insecta, Hymenoptera, Formicidae. The record is from RefSeq and is a predicted model, not a curated record. The transcript has 6 exons. Bases 80 to 1030 code for a protein of 316 amino acids. Gene Ontology annotation, molecular function: protein binding.